This is a messenger RNA of Apiotrichum porosum, 2004 nucleotides long. RefSeq lists its product as uncharacterized. The transcript is spliced from 6 exons. The record is from RefSeq and is a predicted model, not a curated record. Bases 1 to 2004 code for a protein of 667 amino acids. Lineage: Eukaryota; Fungi; Basidiomycota; Tremellomycetes; Trichosporonales; Trichosporonaceae.
AUGCUGCACGGGCUGGCCAAAGCCGCGGCGUUGGCGGCGCUCUCGCUCACCCCCACGGCGCUUGCCGCGUUCACCCCCAACGCCUAUUUCAAUGUCAGUUUGAACGCAGACUCUCCAGCAAUCCAGUACGGCCCGGAUGCCCUUGACCAACGCUUCAACGGGUCGUACUGGUACAUGCAGUACACCAAUUCGUCAUGGGACUCGUACCAGAUCAAUGAGGUUGGCCAAGGUACGGCUCAGGCCGUCGCCAACCCCCCUGGAAACACCAGCGUGAACCAGUAUCCAAUCGUUGCCAUCCCCUUCACUGGUACUGCCAUUUACCUGUGGGGAACCGCCAUCCCGGACUCGACAACUGUCAAGGCGCCACUGUUGUUCUGGGUCGACAACCAGUCGCCGACCAACGUCCCCGGCAAUGGCGUCAACGAAUCAAUCUUUACAUACCAAGAAGGCUUGGACUGGGGCAACCACAUCGCCUACCUUGGGAUCGUCGCCGGAACAUUGCUGUUCGAAGGAGUCACCUACACAACGGCCGCGUUGACCACUGUCUCUGAUGCCGAGCAAGUCUUCGGAGACAUUCACCCACUCAUCGUCGGCAACUCGCUCAACACGGACAUCUUUGCCUACGCUGGCAACUGGACCGUUCAGACUGAGGUCGGAGGCGGAGGUGAUCAGACCGCCUACCCCUACAGCACGGCCAUUGGCACAAACGGCGCCAUUCUGCGGUUCAACGUGCCCCUCAAUACCUCGUACAUUAUGAUCAACGGCACCGUCGGGCCUGACCUCGGACUCAUCGACUUCAAGGUGGAGCCCACGCCUGUUUAUUCUCAGGUCUCCGUCAUGAACCAGUACGACCCGUGGAUCCAAUCCGCCAGGCUGUACUACGUUCCCCUCGACCCCACGCUCGAGUACAACGUGACAAUCUUCUCCGACACCGUUGGCUCUGGCUUGACGGCGAUGAACAAUGACAAGAUUAGUCUCUACUCGGUCGAUUUUUUCAACUAUAACCAGGGUGGUCGCUCGGACAACAGCAACAACGGUACCUCGACUGGAGGUUUGGGCAUUAGCAGUGGCACCAACGGAACCGAUGCUACUGGUAACAGCACUACGACCGGAGGAGACGCAGCGUCAUCGACCGCUGCCGUUACCAAGAAGAGCAGCAACACGGGCGCCAUUGCUGGCGGUGUUGUUGGCGGUGUCGUUGCCCUCGCGGCAAUCGCGGCAGCCCUCUUCUUCUUCUGCCGUCGUCGCUCGAAGAGCCGCGAGCAGGGGCCUGCUACUUUCGAGAUUGACGAGUCGGCCGUCACGUCUCCUUAUGUGCAACAGAACAUGUCGGCGAAGCCUAUGACCCAGCAAGUGUCCAACAACAACCCUGGCGGAUACUUCCCUCAGCAGGACUAUGCCGGCGCGCCCCUUCUCGUCGGCAAUGCUGGUCCGAUGGCCAACCGCGGCUCGGUCGGCCAGGUCUCGUCGUCCGCCGGCUACCCCACGUCCUCUGGAUACGCCUCCAGCGACAUCAUGGCCAGCAGCGCUGUUGGCGGCAUCACCCCCUCCAUGCUCAGCCCCGGUCGCGAGAGCAAUGGCUCGCACUACGCCGCUGCUGGCGCUGCAGGCGCUGCCGGAGCCGCUGCUGCUGGCGUGUAUGGUAACGAAAAGUCGCAGCCGAUGCGUGAAAUGGGCCAGACGCAGGUCGCUGCUCCGGGCGGCCCUUCGUCUGUGGGAGCCUCGCGCGCGCCCGCCCCCAUUGCCGCGGCCAUCCCGUCGCGCGUGUUCGCCCAGGAGGAGGACGCCGGAGGCGUGGAGCUCAUCCCGCCUUCGUACCGCCCCGAAUGGGCUGGCUCCUCUGCUGCGGGAUCGAGCUCGGCUGGUGUUGGUGCUGGUGCUGGUGCUGGUGCCGCUGGUGCCGCUGCUGGCGAGGUCGACGACCGCCGCCCCUCGUACGCGACCAGCACAGGCACGGGUAAUGAGGACUGGGCCACGCCUCGCGGAAGCCUGGAAAAGCGCUAG